This is a messenger RNA of Limanda limanda (common dab), 2668 nucleotides long. Its product is annotated as interferon-induced, double-stranded RNA-activated protein kinase-like. Lineage: Eukaryota; Metazoa; Chordata; Actinopteri; Pleuronectiformes; Pleuronectidae. The record is from RefSeq and is a predicted model, not a curated record. Bases 138 to 1415 code for a protein of 425 amino acids. Gene Ontology annotation, molecular function: protein kinase activity; double-stranded RNA binding; ATP binding. The transcript is spliced from 12 exons. Gene Ontology annotation, biological process: protein phosphorylation.
CUUAAGCCUCUGUGUUUCCCCUUGUCCUCUGUCGGAUCGUUUGUUCUUCUACCCCCUGUCUUCCAUGGUGCUGUCCAGAUCUCCUGAGCUUCUUCGUCUUUGAAUCCCCGCAUUGAAUUUCGACCGCUACGUCGAUAAUGGCCACUGGAAACUACGUCCCUGAGCUUAUGGAGUACGCACAGAAAACAGGCUCCAAGGUGACUUUUGAAGAGUUGAGCUCCGUGGGACAGGACCAUGAGAAGAUAUUCACCCAGAGGGUAGUCUUCAACGGUAAGGAGUAUCCCGAAGGUGUGGGGACGACCAAGAGGGAAGCCAAGCGUAAUGCUGCUGGAUAUGCCUGGAGUGGCUUGUUGGAGAAUGAACAUGCCAGGGACCACACGAUGGCAUCAUCACAAAGCUCACCAAUGAGUAUAAGUGACUCCAUAGUAUUCAUGGACACAUCAAACCCUCACAAUAAUCAGGUUGCUGUGGAAAACAAGGGUAGGACCGAUAGAGUGAGUAGCACACCAACCAAGUCCAGAUUUACAUCAGAGUUUGAUUCAAUAAAGUAUCUUGGGGGAGGAACCUUUGGUCGGGUGUGCGAAGUAAGAGAAAUACUGCUGAACAAGAAGUAUGCCGUCAAGGUUGUCAGUGUUAAAAAAAAAAAUAGCAAAAAAACUCUGCGAGAGGUGAGGGCAUUAUCAGACCUUCUUCACCACAACAUUGUGCGCUACUACACUUGUUGGAUGGAGGAUACAGGUUACAUGCAGGACAGUUCAGCAGACAGCAGCUCUUCUCAGGAAUCACAGCCACAGUUCCUAUACAUUCAAAUGGAGUUAUGUGAUUCCAAAACACUUAAACACUGGAUAAAAGAGAGGAAUACGAGAACUCUGCCAGACUCCAACAGACGACAGGAGAGUCUAACCAUCGCUCAACAAAUACUCAGUGGAGUCGAGCACAUUCACAUCAAAAAACUCAUCCACAGGGAUCUGAAGCCUGCCAACAUCCUGUUUGGACCGGAUGGAGUAGUGAAGAUUGGAGACUUUGGUCUGGUCACUGCUGAUGAUGAUGACGAUGAAAACCCAAGGGAGAGAACUAACGAAACAGGAACCCCUUCUUACAUGGCUCCAGAACAAUUUGAGACCAUCUAUGACCGGAAGGUGGACAUAUUCGCCUUCGGGCUGAUAUACUUUGAACUCCUCUGGAAAGUCUAUACUGGCCAUGAAAGAGUGGAGGUUUUCAGAGAUGCCAAAAAUCAGAAGUUCCCCAGAGAGUUUCCACUUACUUUUUCUCAAGAGGAACAAAUAAUGAGGUCAAUGCUGUGUAAGGAGCCAAAACAACGACCUGAAGCAAGUGCUCUAAAGGCAGAGCUGGAAAAGUUGGCCCACACUCUCAAACCUGAAACAACUGAACAUCAGCAAAAUGUAACAGUCUGACAGUCACACACGCAGGAGGUUAUAAACAUAAACAGUCUCCUCUGAUUAUACAUUUCGAUGUUUUAUGAUUUAUGAUGUUGAUGGCUUUUAUUGUGCUUUAACCUGAGAUCUGUAGCCUACAAACAACUCAUACUCAACUGCACACACACUCAAACACAAACAGACCGGUUGAAUGCACUUAUUGUAUAAGUCACUUUGGUUAAAAGCAUCAGCUAAAUGUAAUGUGAUGAAAUCUAACAUAGCUAUGACAAUGGGUGGCAGUUAUGGGUGUUUUGUGGGGCUUGUCAUACAAACAGUAGCAUGAAUGAAAUAUAAAACCAAAUUUUAUCAUGAACCCCGGAAAAUUAUCAUGUGACGCCCAUUAGGGGCGGGAUCUCCAGGUUGAUUACAAGUGUACUAAAUAAUCAUCAAAGGGAAUGACUAUUGGGGGAACUCUGUGUUAGCCCCCACCCCCAUACUGCUCGGAACCUGGGUGUGACACUCAACAGUAUUUUCUCCCUUACCGCCAACAUUACUGCAACAACACAUUCCUGUAGAUACAUGCUGCACAACAUCAGGAGAAUACGUCCCCUUCGCACUCAGAAGGCAGCACAGGUUCUGGUCCAGGCUCUUGUCAUCUCACGCCUAGACUACUGCAACUCUCUCCUGGCAGGUCUACCUGCUAGCACCAUACGACCUCUGCAGCUCAUCCAGAAUGCAGCAGCUUGGAUCGGGUCCAGUCUACAUCCAGUACAUGAUCAAACAUUACACCCCAGCCCAUUCACUUCGCUCUGCAUCUGUCGAUCGGCUUGUGGCUCCCUCACUGCGAGCUAAACACUCAACAAAAUCACAACUGUUUGCUGUCCUGGCUCCUGAAUGGUGGAAUGAGCUCCCCAAUGACAUCAAGAGAGAAGAAAGUCUAAAUAUCUUCCACCGCAAACAAAAAACACACACCUUCCGACUAUACUUUGAAUAAAAGUUUAAACUAACAAUUUAGUAGCACUUAAAUGGUACUUACUUAUAGCACUUUGUAGUUUGGCUUUCUUGAAGAAAAAGUACUUUCUUGAUUCUUGUUACGGGUUUGUACCCUCACGGUUGAAUGCACUUAUUGUUAGUCGCUUUGGAUAAAAGCGUCAGCUAAAUGAAAUGUAAUGUAAUCAAGAAAUAUUUUAUUCAUUGAUGGAAAUGUCUUAUGUUAUGUAAAAGUGUUUUAAAUCAUGACAGCCAUUGCUUUGUAAUGAUUAUUAUAAGGGAAAUAAAAUUGUGGUUAUCUA